AUGGAUAUUGCCCAUUUAGCUGUGCAGAAGGGACUAUCUCCUUUGCUGACGGGCUUUCUCUUCCUGGCUGGUAGCUUUUGUCAUCCCGAUGCAAGACCAGCAGAAUACAAGGAUCGGAUUCUAAGCGUAGAUAAAAUUAAUGAUGCGCCGGGGCUGACUCGGACAUCCAUUGAUUAUUUUGCUGCUAAAUACGGCGCCCCGCCUGAGGAUAAGCGUCUUUCAUCGCUACUCUUCGAGUCUCAUGCCAAUCUGGCGCCUAAGGCUAUAUUUUAUGUUUGUGGGUGGGACCCUAGACGGGAUGAGGCUUUAUUGUUUGGGAACUAUUGGAGAAAGAGGGAGUUGCGGUGA
Penicillium angulare is the source of this 348-nucleotide messenger RNA. Its product is annotated as alpha/beta-hydrolase. The record is from RefSeq and is a predicted model, not a curated record. NCBI's taxonomy places the organism in Eukaryota, Fungi, Ascomycota, Eurotiomycetes, Eurotiales, Aspergillaceae. Bases 1 to 348 code for a protein of 115 amino acids. The transcript is spliced from 2 exons.